UUAAAAAAACAAAGUUUUUUUUUCAGUUUUCGUUUCGCCAAAGUCGGGGGAUGUUGUUUUUCUCAAGUCUGAAACAAAAAGUAAUAAAUUAAUGUUAAACGUCGCUUAGUUACUCCUAUAAUCCUGUCUAGUAUGUAAACGUGAUUUUUGCCGAGUUAUUAUUAUGAAAUCUGCUCCGUAGCAGAGACAUUUAGGUGCAUAACCUCCAAUAAAUUGAAUUCGUCUUGUAUUUGUAAUAGGUUUCUUCACGACUGUCGAUAAGGUGUUUAACUCACUGUGUUCAUCUUUCCCCCGACUUUUUCCAUACGCGAGCGUGAUUCGGGAGUGCAAUACAUGCAGUGUUGACCCAGGAUGGAUGAUGCAGUGGCCAGUGGGGUGUGUAGAGUGUGUGAUGUGUAAUUUGAUUAUGGUGUGUUUGUGAGUGUGUGGGGCUACUGGAUUGCCAUGUCCAGGCUCGUGGACUACUUCGUGGUCGUCGGCUUCGACCACGAGAAGGAGAGGGGAGGCCUGAGCAGCGGCGUCAUCCUCCAGCGGUUCCCCGAGGUCAACUGGGAAGAUACUCCGUUCCACGAGGGCAUAGAAUGGUUCUGCCAGCCGCAGGGAUGGGCGCUGUCGUCGGAGCGGCAGGAGCCCAAGUUCUACGUGUCGGUGCUGACGGACGUGGACGCCAACCGGCACUACUGCGCGUGCCUCUGCUUCAACGAGACCGUCGCCAUCACGCCCACCAAGCCCGCCGACGAGGACGAGGAGUCCCUGGAGCCGCGGCCCGCGUCCAACAUCACGCACCACAGCAUCAUGUACGCGCCCAAGUGCCUCGUCAUCGUGUCCCGCCAGGACUACACCGACACCUUCCGGAACUGCCUGGGCAUAAUCUACACGGUGUGGAUCGAGAACCUGGGCGUGCCUCUGGAGACGCUGGUGGGCAACCUGGUGGGCUGCGUGGCGGUGGGCGGGGUGGGCGCGCCGCAGGUGCGGUUCAGCAUCGGCGCGGGCGACCGACAAGCUUUACAACCGCCGCAGGGCCGCGUGCCCGCCACCGGCACCAGCGUCGCUAUGUUACUGAGGCUGCUAGGCAUCCACAACGCAGUGACCCUCUGGUGCGCAGUAAUGAGCGAGCACAAAGUCCUGGUCGUGUCCCUCGCCGCGUGGCGCCUGUCAGCCGCUUGCCGCGCCCUCGCCGCGCUAAUGUUCCCGUUCCGCUACGCGCACGUGUACAUCCCGCUGCUGCCGGCCGCGCUCGCCGAGGUGCUGGCCACGCCCACGCCCUUCCUCAUCGGCGUGCGCCCGCCCAGCGCGCCCAGCACGCCCGACCUGCUGGACGUGAUAGUGGCGGACCUGGACGUGGGCUCGCUGCACGUGCCGGCCGGCGUCAGCGUGCCGCGGCCCGAGCCCGGCCUGCUGGCCGCCCUGCACACCUCACUCAUGCACGUGCUGCAGCCGGAGCUCCAAGCAGUGGACCUGGCGUUCCCGCCGCCGCCGCCCGCGCCCUCGCACCCGCAGAUGCUGGACAAGGAGAUACGGGCCGUGUUCAUGAGGACGCUGGCUAAACUGCUGCAGGGGUACAGACACUGCCUCACAAUGAUCCGCAUCCACCCGGCUCCAGUCCUGACCUUCCACAAGGCUCAAUUCGUUGGGCGGCGCGGGCUGGCGCAGUGCCAGUUCACGCAGCGGCUGCUCGACUCCAUGUUCUUUAAUGGAUUCGUGGCGGAGAGGGGGGUGCCUUGGCGGCCGGCGGAUAUAUGGGAUGAUCAUGUCACUAACCUCCCGGAGCAGCUCCGCCUCGAAGCCCUGGACCCGUCGCUGGAGCUGAAGCACAUCCAGGAGCUAGCCACCCAGCUGUUGUUGAACGAGUGUCCCAACCCCCAGCAGGCGUACCAACAGCGCAUCCUGCGGCCGCCAGAGGGCGCCUCGUCGCGCAUCCACCAGCCGCCCUUCCCGCGCCUCGACCCCGAGCGCGUGCGGCAAGUCAUAGACGAGGUGGCCGCCAAGAACAAGCACAACACCAAACUAUCAUCCGGCCGCACGCCGCAGUCCCGUAUAAUCCCGAUCGGCGCGCCGCCCUCCGGCGCCACCAGCGAGCAGGGGCAGCUGCUGCUCACCAACUCCGCCAGGAGACUGGAGGUCCUCCGCGCAUGCAUAGCAGCAAUCUUCGAGUGUCGCUACGCGGACGCCCGCAAGUCGUUCCCGGGAGUGCUUAGAGCGCUGCGGGCGCCGGCCGCGCGCGCCGCGCUGGCGAGAGACCUCGCCGCCAGGCUGCCCGGGAACAAACACCUGCUGCAGCAGCACCAGUUCGAUCUCAUUGUCAGACUAAUGAACUGCUCCCUGCAAUCAGCGACGGCUCUAGACGAGCACAGCGUGGCGGCGGCCAUGUUGCCGCUCGCCACCGCCUACUGCCGCAAGCUCUGCACCGGCGUCAUACAGUACGCGUACAUGUGCAUACAGGAGCACCAAGUGUGGACCAGCCAGCAGUUCUGGGAGGCGGCGUUCUACAACGACGUGCAGCGAGACAUCAAGGCGCUCUACCUGAACAGCCCCACGCACGCCCGCGCGCCUAGCCCUAGGGAAGACUCAGAGUACAUGUCUCUACUGAAAGCACAAGAACCGAGCGCGUUGGAGAUCGCCGCUGAGCAAAUGAGGCUGUGGCCCACCAUGGAUCCAGAGAAACAACGCGAGCUAGUGGCGAGCGAAGAGUCCACGCUGUACAGCCAGGCGAUCCACUACGCGAACCGCAUGGUGUACCUACUGCUGCCGCUAGAGGGCGCCUCGAGGAGACAGGACGCGCGGCACAUAGACAUGGACAGAGCUAGCAACAGCAUCACUAACAGCGUGGCAGAAUCUGACAGCGCGGACGGGGAGUCUGGCUUCGAGGAGGCGGAGCCGGGGGAAGCGGGGAACAAUGUCAUCAAGAUGGUCUCCAGGUUUGUCGACAAGGUGUGCACAGAAGGCAACGUGUCAGCGGACCACGUGAGGUGUCUCCACCAGAUGAUCCCCGGCGUAGUUCACAUGCACAUAGAGACUCUGGACGCCGUCGCGAGAGAGAGCAGAAGGUUGCCGCCGCAGCAGAAGCCGCGCAUAAUCUCGCCAGCGCUCAUCCCCGGUGAAGCUAUCUGCGCCCCAGCCCUACGUUGUUUCCUGGCGGGCGACGGCCGAGAAUCCGCGCUGCUGCCGGCAGAGGGCGCGCUGUUCCUCACUAACUACCGGCUGCUGUUUAGAGGAGCACCCACCGACCCGUUUGCCUGCGAACAAACCGUGGUCCGCUCGUUCCCGAUCUGUUCCCUGACGCGGGAGAAGCAGAUCCGCACCAACUACCUGCCGCACCUCGAGCAGUCUCUGCAGGAGGGACUGCAGCUCAGGUCGGCCACGUUUCAGCUCAUCAAGGUGGCGCUAGACGAGGAGGUGAGCAGCGAGCAGGUGGACACGUUCCGCAAGCAGCUGUCCCGGCUUCGGCACCCGGCCGAGACCAGGCUGCACUUCGCGUACGCCGGCCGCCCGCCGCCGCCGCCGCCGGUCGCCGCUAAACAUUCUACUUUGAGAGGCUUCGCCAAAAAGACCCUCCUCAAAACCGCCCGUCGCGCCGGCCUGAAGCCGAAGCAGUCCAUCAUGAGGCAGAAGUACGUGCUGGCGCCCGGAGACGCCAGGUCGCUCACCUCGCCGCCGCUCAUGAGCUCGCUGUCCGCCGACACUCUUAGCUUGGAAGACCUAGAAUCCGGCAGCGCUGAAGCCGAAACAGCCCACACGCACCUAUCAGACGCGCGGACGUUAGAGCGACUGAAGGACCGAAUAUACGCGCGCGACUGGCAGAGAGUCGGCCUGGGGCAGAGCCCUUUCCGACUGUCUCACGCCAACGCGAUCUAUACUGUUUGUCGAAGCUACCCAGCCCUAGUAGCAGUCCCAGAGGGCGUCAGCGACGAGUCUCUCCGCCGCAUCGCGCGCUGCUACCGGCAGGGGCGGUUCCCCGCGCUGGCGUGGCGGCACCGCCACACCGCCGCCGUGCUCGCCAGAUCAGCAGCUCCCCACCACAAGGGUGUGAUGGGCAUGCUGAAGUCCAGCAGCCACCCGGCCGCCGCGCCCGCCGGCGCAGAGACCACGUCCAGUCUGGAGCAGGAGCGCUACCUAGCGGCUCUAGCAGCGUGCACGCCGGCGUCGCGCGGCUCGCUCGAGGACUCGAGUUUGAGUCUCGACUCGCUCCUGCUGUGUUGCGAGGAUCCACAGCCUGCGCACACGCCGCUGCUUACUAAGGCUGCUGGCACACUGGGGGUGCUAGGCCGUAACUCGGGCGGCAAGGGCGGCGCUCCCGCUCGUCAUUUCGGCCGCUGGGGCUCGCUGAAGGGGCGGCAACCCUCGCAUCUAGACCUCUACGUGCCUAGACAGAGGCUGUCUACUGCUGACGUCGAUUCAGUAUCAGGAGAGAGCGCAGUCCGGCGGGCGUCCCUCUACGUGAUCACGGAGAGGGGGUCCCACGCCCACGGGCCGGGUGAACACAUCGGCGUGGAGUACCCCGACACGAGAGCGCUUAAACACUCGUUCAAGAAGUUGUUACGAGCGUGCGUGCCCAGCGCGCCUCAUACGGAGCCGAGCUAUUUGAAACAAAUCGAAGACUCAGGCUGGUUGUCCCAGCUGCGUCAGAUCUUCCAGCUGUCGGGCUGCGUGCUGGACCUGCUGGAGCUGCAGGGCGCCUCCGUGCUGGUGGCGCUGGAGGACGGCUGGGACGCCACCGCACAGAUAUGCUCUCUAGCCCAGCUCUGCUUAGAACCCUACUACAGAACCAUCGAGGGUUUCCGCGUGCUGGUCGAGAAGGAGUGGCUGGCCAUGGGGCACAAGUUCCAGCAGAGGUCCAACCUGGGGCCCGCGCCGCAGCAGGGGUUCACGCCGGUGUUCUUGAUGUUUCUGGAUGCUGUGCAUCAGCUCCAGAAGCAGUUCCCGCUGGCAUUCGAGUUCAACGGCUACUACACCCGCUUCGUGGCGUACCACACCGUGUCGUGCCGGUUCCGGACCUUCCUGCACGAUAGCGAGGCGACGCGCGAGCCCGCCGACAAGCGGGACGCCUGCCGCAUGGGUGUAGAAACAGGCGCAGGUUCAGAAGACGAAGCGUACGGCGGCGCAGCGGCACCGGCCAGCGGCCAGCACGUGUUCGACUAUAUAGAGCGGCUGCACCAGAAGACACCCGUGUUUUACAACUUCCUGUAUACACCGGACUUGGAUAACCCUGUCCUACGCCCCGUCUCGUCAGUCUGCGCACUAGAAGUGUGGGAGUACUACGUGAGCGAGGAGCUGAGCGGCGGCGCGCCCUACGACCCCGAGACGAUGGAGCCCGAGCCCCGGCCCGCCCCCGCCAGGCGCGUCGUCGCUAGCGGCUACGACAACAUAAACCGCUGCAUGCCCGACGCGUUCACCGGGCUCCUCGAGCGAGGGAGACAGCUGGAGCUGGAGCUGGGCCAUCUGCCGCAGAAGUGGCGGGUGCGCUGGGACCAGCUCGACCUGCCUAAUACCACGCAGCUGCAGCGCAACUCCUCAAUCUCGUCAGCCCUAGUCCGUCGCGCAGGGCGGGCGGCGCACAAGCGCAACACACUGGAAGUGCUGGCGCGGGGGCGGCAACCCGCGCCCCCGCCCGCCCCGCUGCACCGCUUCCAGCCCGCGCCGCUCGCCGCCCCCGCGUCUUGUGAUCAUUGUCUGGCGUUGUUGUGGCCUCCUGUUAAGUCGGGUGUCCGUUGCGCAGAAUGCGGAGCAGUAUGUCACGAGAGAUGCGCCGAGCUACUAGCCGCCCCGUGCCGCCCGCCCCCGCCCCCGCCCCGCGACCCGCGCCCCGCGCCCGGCAGUGCCGGAACCCUCCAGUCGUCCUCGCAGCAGUACUACGAGCAGUUCUCGAGCAACGUGGCGGAGAACAGCACGCACGAGGGGCACCUGUACAAGCGAGGCGCGCUGCUCAAGGGCUGGAAGCAACGAUGGUUCGUGCUUGACUCCAUCAAGCAUCAGCUGAGAUAUUACGACGCCAUGGAGGACUCCCAUUGCAAAGGAUUCAUUGACCUGGCGGAGGUGCUGACGGUGACGCAGGCGCCACCCGCCCCCGGCCCGCCCAAGAAGUGUGACGACAGAUCCUUCUUCGAUUUGCGCACGAGUCGACGCACGUACAACUUCUGUGCGAGCGACGCUACCGCCGCGCAGGAGUGGAUCGAGAAACUGCAGGCCUGCCUCCAGUGAACACCCUGUACAGCGAUCACAGUGAACUGAACACCUUGUAUAAUACAUCCUACCCCUUGGGAGCUCUAAGGAACAACGGUUUACAAAGAACAUUUCCAGAAAAUCUCCGCAAGGAAAGUAAAAUCUGAUAACCAAAUCUAUAACUUAAUUUAAAAAAUGUGGAGACCAUGGAAUCUGUGUCAAGUUGGUUGGCUGAAAACAUCCUAAUUGGAUUACCUAUGACACUUUAUCUAGCAUUUAUCAUAAUAUAUUUUAAAACAUGAGCAAUCGCUUUUGAUCAUGGUCUGUGUAAAUAGCGCUACAGUUUAAACCGUAGAUAUAAAAAUAUUUCAAAAUCCUAUAAUUACCACAUGAGAUUCCCCUGUAUCCACGUGGAUACAGAGUCGAGAAUGACUUCGAAAUUAGUUAGUUUGUUAGCUAGAACGUCUAUAUAUUUUAUUAUAUCGAUGUUAGUAGAGUGAUAGAUGUCUGGUACUAGUAUGUAGCGAGGGGAGAGGAGCGGGAGUGUAAGGCUGGGUCUGAUGAGCUGAUAACCGAAACCUUAACCGCAGAAAAUUAUUAACUGUCCUUUAAUUUUCUAUCCACAAAGUAUUUCAGAGCUACAAUUUGGACGGCAAAAUUGCAAUAAAAUGUAAAGUUAUAAACACUGCAAAUGUAAAGUUGUAAAAAU
Molecule: messenger RNA, 6868 nt
Organism: Plutella xylostella (diamondback moth)
Lineage: Eukaryota; Metazoa; Arthropoda; Insecta; Lepidoptera; Plutellidae
Gene: Sbf
Product: SET domain binding factor
Cellular component (GO): cytoplasm; membrane
Molecular function (GO): guanyl-nucleotide exchange factor activity
Source: RefSeq, a predicted model, not a curated record